Messenger RNA from Closterium sp. NIES-65, 5154 nucleotides. The record is from the annotation of a GenBank genome assembly. Lineage: Eukaryota; Viridiplantae; Streptophyta; Zygnematophyceae; Desmidiales; Closteriaceae.
AUGCAGCCCCAGCGACGCCGGCGUGAGUCCCUCACGCCCCAGCAGCUGCGUGAGUGGUACGCUGGUUGGGGCUGUAGGGGUGGCGACGCUACUCCUACUACCACUCCUGCUGCUUCUACUCGUGGUGGCGGCCAGAUGCAGCUCCCGCGACCCUCUCGCGUGUCUCUCACGCCUCGCCAGCUUCGUGAGUGGUACGCUCAGAGUGGAGGGUCUCUCAGUGCUGUUCGCUGCUCUUACGUGAUUCGCACUGGUACUCGGACUGGUCAGCCUUGUGGGACACGUAGUCAUACACCGUCCCGCUGCUUCGCCCGUCUGAGCGACGCCUGGCGUACCGUGUUUGGCGACGAGGCUGAGCUUCCCGACUGGGUGGAGUUGCUUAGGCAGAGGGUAGAUAUAUAUGCUCUUGACUAUGAUGCUAUUCUCACUGCCAUGUAUGCAUUGCCUACUAGUGCUGACCGUGCCGGUCACCUGUGCGUCCCGCCUGACCCAGGUAUAGGACCUGCUGCUCUAGCUACUGGUGAGGCUGCUGCUCUGGGUGCUAGUGAGUCUCCUACUCCAGGUACAGGUGCGGCUGCUGCUCUAGGUGCUAGUGAGUCUGCUUCCUCAGGUGCGGGUGAGGCUGCGCUCUCAGGUACCGCGUUGGCUUCGGCCUCCCUCACCUUUACACUUGACUCUGGGGCUUCUCGCUCCUUCUUUCGGGACCGCACCACACUCACGCCGCUUGGUCGGCCGGUUGCAGUCUCCCUGGCUGACCCCUCUGGGGGUCCUGUCCUCGCUCACUUCUCCACUGUCCUCCCGUGUCCGGCUGCCCCCUCGGGCACCCUGUCUGGCCUGUACCUCCCCUCGUUCUCGACGAACUUGGUGAGUGGUGCAGACCUACAGGAUGCGGGGGUUCACCAGUUCACUCCUGCGAGUCAGCGGGUGACCCACUGCACGGACGCACGCACAGGCCGGCACCUGGCCACGUUCUCGCGUCGGCCGGGGUCGAGCCUCUACACCCUGACCACUGAGUCUCCUCCUGUCCCCGCGUCCGGUCAGGUAGCAGCGUCGGGUCAGGUGUUUGCUGCUGCGUCCAGGUCUGGUCCUGAGUCUGCCCCCUGUACUUGUCGCCUCCUGUCUCACGAGACUCUCCUGUGGCACCACCGUCUUGGCCACCCCUCCUUGCCCCGUCUUCGGAGCAUGGCUUCCCGUGUCCUUGUCUCUGGUCUUCCCCAGUCUCUCCCUCCUCUCCCCUCCGGGCCAGGACCUUCCUGUGUCCCCUGUGUCGAGGGUCGCCUCCGGGCUACUCCUCACUCCUCCCACUUCCCCCCGACAGAGGCUCCCCUGCAGACGCUUCACAUGGAUGUGUGGGGCCCAGCCCCCGUCCGUGGGCAGGAUUACGAGCGCUACUUCCUGUUGGUGGUUGACGACUACUCGCGUUACACCACAGUCCUCCCCUUGCGCAGCAAGGGUGAGGUCACUGAGUCCUUCACGCUUCCGGACUCACCACAGCAAAAUGGGAUUGCUGAGCGUCGCAUUGGCAUGGUCAUGGAUGUCGCUCGUACGUCCAUGAUGCAUGCGGCUGCCCCCCAUUUUCUAUGGCCGUUUGCGGUGAGGUACGCGACGCAUCAGCUCAACCUUCACCCCCGGGUCUCUCGGCCUGCGAUGUCCCCAGCCUUGCUGUGGACAGGGAAGGUUGGCGAUGCGUCUGUGUUCCGUGUCUGGGGAUCUCGGGCGUUUGUCCGCGACUUGUCUGCGGACAAGCUGUCCCCUCGUGCUGCUCCCUGUGUCUUCCUUGGCUUCCCCACUGACGCCCCAGGGUGGCAGUUUUACCACCCCUCCUCUCGUCGUGUUCUGUCCUCCCAGGACGUCACGUUCGACGAGUCAGUCCCCUUCUACCGUCUCUUCCCCUACCGCACUCCUUCCCUCCCCCCUCCCCCGGACUUCCUUGUACCGGUUCCCCCCCCGGUAGACCCCCUCCCCCCUCAGGUUCCUGCCCCCUCAGGUGUGUCCCAGGUAGACGCCGUUGACUCGGUCGAGGUUACUGGUGACUCUGGUGCUGCUGCGGGUGCUGAGCCUGGGGGUGCUGACUCUGGGGGUGCUGUGCGCGGGGGUGCUGAGCCUGGGGGUGCUACUGCUGGGGGUACUGGGCCUGCGAGUGCUACUGCGGAGGGUGCGGAGCCUGGGGGUGCUGAGCCAGGGGGUGCUGUGCCUGGAGGUGAUGGGUCUGGGGGUGCUGGGUCGGGAGCUGCUGAGCCUGGGGGUGCUGCGUCUGGAGCUGCUGAGCCUGGGGUUUCUCCUGCUGCUGCGUCUCGCCGGGAGCCCCUCUCUCUACAGGAGCUGCGCGAGUGGUUCGCUCGCCGCUGGAGGCGUGCUGCUGAGUCUGGAGGUGCUGCUGGAGCUGGAGCUGGAGCUUCUUCGACCGUCGAGGGUGCGGGUGCUGCCGGUCCCGGAGCUACUGGACCUGCGGGUCCUCCUGGAGCUGGAGCUGCUGAGGGCGUUGGUGCUGAGCCUACUGCUGUUGGUCCUGCCGCUGGAGGUGUGGGUGGCGCUGGUGCUGUAGCUGAGGGUGCUGGUGCUGUCCCUGCUGCGUCUGGAGCUGCUGAGCCUGGGGUUUCUCCUGCUGCUGCGUCUCGCCAGGAGCCCCUCUCUCCACAGGAGCUGCGCGAGUGGUACGCUCGCCGCUGGAGGCGUGCUGCUGAGUCUGGAGGUGCAGCUGGAGCUGGAGCUGGAGCUUCUUCGACCGUCGAGGGUGCGGGUGCUGCCGGUCCCGGAGCUGCUGGACCUGCGGGUCCUCCUGGAGCUGGAGGUGCUGAGGGCGUUGGUGCUGAGCCUACUGCUGUUGGUCCUGCCGCUGGAGGUGUGGGUGGCGCUGGUGCUGUCGCUGAGGGUGCUGGUGCUGUCCUUGCUGAGUCUGGAGCUGCCGCGCGGCCUCGGCCGUACUUCGUUCCGCUCCUACAGCAGGUUCUUGGUCUUUCUCCUUCGGUAGAGUGUCCACAGCCUGUCCAGUCGCAGUCACUGUUGGAGCCUUCCUCUCCUCUGCCUGCUCCCUCUCCUUACACUGGUCCUACUGGAGGUCUUGCUGAGCGUCGUGAGCCUGCGUCUCGUCCCGCGUCGCCUGUUCGUGCUGCUCGCGCUAGUGGUCGCGGUUCGCGUCAGCGUCCUCCUCCUGUCCCUGGCACGCACCGGAUGUCUCUGCGUCCGUCCACUGCUCCUCUGCGUGCCCCUUUGCCUUCUCCUCCUGAGUCCUCUCUUCCUGCGCUUGCCGACCCUGAGUCGGACUCUCUUCGCACUGCCAGUCCUACUGUCACGCGUCUGCUUGCUACUGUCGUCACUGACCCCUCUUUUGAGUCCACUGCUGCGUCUGCUCUAGUCGCUGAGCUCGUUGACUUUGCUGCUCGCUGUCGUCUCGACUACGCUGCUGGUCUUGUUGCUGAGUCAGCGUCUGUCUGUCCUCCGUCCGUCGGGGGUGAGUGUGCUCUUGGCACGGACGUCCUAGAGGACAGACAGGAGGAGUUACAGUGUCUAGCGGCUGCUUCACCUCAUCUCGCGUCUGUACUGCUUGCCCCUGAGGGAGACCCGGAUGCACUAGACAUCCCGACUCCGCGUUCUUACGCGGAGGCCGUAGAGGGUCCCUACUCCUCUCAGUGGCAGGCAGCUAUGGAUGCAGAGAUGGCUUCCUGGAAGUCCACAGGCACCUACGUUGACGCAGUUCCCCCUCCUGGGGCGAACAUCGUCAGUGGCAUGUGGAUCUUCCGGGUGAAGCGGCCGCCGGGCUCUCCACCUGUCUUCAAGGCGCGGUACGUUGCUCGUGGCUUCAGUCAGCGGCAGGGAGUUGACUACUUUCAGACCUUCUCUCCCACCCCGAAGAUGACCACUCUUCGGGUGCUGCUGCACAUAGCCGCUCAGCGCGACUACGAGCUUCACUCUCUCGACUUCAGCACUGCGUUCCUGCAGGGUAGCCUGCACGAGGAGAUCUGGCUGCGCCGUCCACCUGGCUUCACUGGGACUUUCCCUCCUAGCACCCAGUGGAGCCUCCGACGGCCAGUCUACGGUCUCCGCCAGGCACCGCGUGAGUGGCACGACACACUGAGGACUACGCUUGCGGCUCUUGGGUUUGCUCCUUCUACUGCUGACCCGUCGCUGUUUCUGCGCACCGACACUUCACUGCCGCCGUUCUACAUCCUCGUGUACGUCAACGACUUGGUCUUUGCCACAGCGGACACUGCUGGACUCGCCUACGUGAAGUCCGAACUGCUGAAGAGACACACGUGCACAGACCUGGGUGAACUGCGCAGCUACCUUGGCUUGGAGAUCACCCGGGACAGAGCACGCCGCACCAUUACCUUGACUCAGUCACACAUGGUGCAGCAGGUCCUUCAGCGCUUCGGCUUCACGUACUCCUUGCCUCAGGCCACUCCUCUGCCUACUCGCCACUCACUCUCAGCUCUGCCUUCGGAUGAGUCCGUAGAGUCGAGUGCUCCGUAUGCAGAGCUUGUUGGCUGCCUCAUGUACCUGAUGACCUGCACACGACCUGACCUUGCAUAUCCUCUGAGCAUUCUUGCACGCUAUGUUGCUCCUGGGAGACACAGACCAGAGCACAUGGCUGCAGCGAAGAGGGUAUUGCGCUACCUGUGCAGUACGUCGGGCAUGGGGCUUGUGCUUGGAGGGCGGAGUCCAGUGGUCCUUACCGGCCACGCGGACGCUUCUUGGGCUGACGACCAGGCUACGCAGCGGUCGUCACAAGGUUACACCUUCAGCCUUGGUUCCGGCUCUGUCUCGUGGCGGUCUACUCGCUCGUCUUCGGUUCUCGGCUCCAGUUGUGAGGCUGAGAUCUACGCCGGGGCCAUGGCUGCACAGGAGCUUCGCUGGCUCACCUACCUGCUGACUGACCUUGGAGAGCCGCCUCGUUCUCCUCCAGUGCUGUACGUAGACAACAAGGCCAUGCUGGCCUUGUGUCGAGAGCAGUGCUUGGAGCACAGAACGAAGCACAUUGCUCUCCGCUACUUCCUUGCUCGUGAGCUGCAGCAGCGUGGUCAGUUGCGACUUGCGUACGUGGCCUCUGAGGCCAACACUGCUGAUGUGUUCACCAAGGCACUCGCGCCUUGUGAUCAUCAGCGCUUUUGCACCCAGCUGGGUCUUGUGUCUGUCUUGCCUCACUUGCUCUCCUCUUGA